CAUAUUUUCUCGAUCAAGUAUUGUUUUGCAUGAAAAAUCGGAAAAUCGGACGAAUAUUUUUGUGUGAAAUAAACACAAGGCGCACACACACGGAUUUUCCCACGCACGCACGCACGAUACACAGCCACACGUGCGAGUCUGCCAGUGCAGCAAAUACACCGUGCCUGUGCAGCACAAACAUCAAGUUUUGAUUGCGCAGAGGUGUUUUGUUGUCCGAAUCAGCGGAGGUUUUCUGCUUUAAAUCGCAAUUUAAACCGUCUCUAGGGCCUGUGAAAGUUGUUUUAAUUCUCGCUGGAUAUUGGAUUAGUGGUGCAAGAUGACGAAAGUGGACAUUCCGUUGAAAACCAAGGCCGACGGUGGGUCGGAUGCGUUCAUUCAAAACGAGAAGGACGUUGAAGUACGAGUUCGUGCUCCGAAAAGGGUUCUGCAUUUCAGCGAUGGCACGCUCGAAGAGUACAGCGAUGACGAGACCGAUCAGGUGGAUCGUGCAGAUCAGGCCCCGGCCGUGGAUGAGUCGUCCUUGAAGUGGACGGAUUGGAUGCGCUACAAAACCUACAAAAUCGGCAGCACCGUCCUCGCCGGUUGUGACUACGUUGGCGAGGGUUUAGCUUCCUUCCUGGGCAUCACCACACCGAAGUAUAGCUACGAAAUUGAAGAAUUCAAGCGCCUGCAAGCGGAACAGCAAGCCGAAGAGCGUGCGAUUCAAACCUUUGUCGAACAGAACCGUCCCCAGAACGGCGAAGGCACGCACCACGUCACGUCCACACAGCCACCACCGGCAAAUAAAUCGACCGCAGAACCACCCAACCCGGACACGACCGUUAGAACGGAAGUGAGCACGGAAAAUGAAAUUCAAAAGUUUUGAACAUCCCACUGACCAUUCAAUUAUAAGGUUUCCUGUCCCAAAAAAAAAAAAAAGGUUCAAUGAUACCAAACCAAAAUGAGUGUAAAAUCAAAGAUCUAAAUUAAGCGUGCAGUUUGUGUAGGAAUAUGGAGUUUUAUAGCUUUGGAUGCAGAUGAUUCAGUGCCGGUCACCGUAUCCUCUCCCCGAGUAUGACAAACGAAAAGAAUCUAGUGUCUAGCUGUAAGGUUUUGUCCGAAUCAUUUGUCUAACUCUGAGGCUGAUCUGAGUAGGAAUCGUUCCACGGUUUGCGUGUCCAUCCGCAACCCGUACUUUGGGGCUUUGUUAGUGAUGAACGUUUACCCCUGGAUUAAUCGCGAAAUGGACAAGCAUCAUUUGUAAAUUGUGAACAUAUUUAUUAACGGCACUUUGCAUUAGGAUGCUUUCUAGCGCUACGGAUGAGCACAAAUGAUUGUAUUUUUUUCUUAUCUGAAAUAAAUGAAACGACUCAAUAUUAUUAUAA
Anopheles darlingi is the source of this 1364-nucleotide messenger RNA. RefSeq names its product protein FAM177A1. The record is from RefSeq and is a predicted model, not a curated record. The transcript has 2 exons. Bases 317 to 865 code for a protein of 182 amino acids. Lineage: Eukaryota; Metazoa; Arthropoda; Insecta; Diptera; Culicidae.